UUUGGCUGUUGUUUACAUCGUCAUGUGAAUAAUUGAUGGUAAAUUGUUGUUGAUAAUACGUAGGGAUGGACAUGGACGAGUCCGACUCGCCGGAGAUCCAACAGAGAAUCGCAGUAGCCGAGUCCCUCUGGGGAGUGAUCAACACCCCCGCGAUAAAGAUCUUCUCCCUCAAGAAAUCAGAAUCAGAGCCAAGCCUCCGGGCAUUCCUGGAGCUCCUGAACCGUGCCGCCGAGAACUUCAUAAACAUCCUGAUACCCCCCUUCAAAUCAAGCCCCAGGUAUGACCCCUUGAAAUCCCAGUACUCGGCCUUCACGCGAUGGCUCUUCGGCGUCCUCUUCCACGUGAUCGGCGACCCCCUGAACCCCCAGGUCCUCCUGAAUAGCCUCGAGGUUCAGGCUUGCAUGCUUCGAAUUCUCUCGCGUCUCCACCUGCCUGAAUUCUUCAGAAUCACUCAGGAGUACCUCGCGAUCCUCGACGACACCCUAGACUUCGAGUCAGACCCCCGAAAGAGCCAAAUAAUCAUAAAACAGUUCGUCGUCGAGCCCAACUCCAUCGAGAAACUAGAUCUCACCCACUUCCCCGUGACGAUCACGCGAGAAUCAAUCGUCACAACUCAGAUCUCCAUAAUGAAGAUCAUCAUAAAGUCUGGGGUGUCGUCCUGGGACCUGGAGGACCUCUGGAAACGAACCCUCAAGAUCAUGAUCAAAUGCAAACUCGAGUCGAAGGUGAUAUCGAUGGAGCUGAUCUCCCAGCUCCUCACAUUCUCUUCAUUGGACGAUGACAAGGUCCAGAUGUUCGUCUCCCUCUGCGUCGAGGUCGUAAGAAGCCUGAACACCCUGAACCCCAACAAAUCACCUGACAACGUCAACUUCAAUGUAAUUAAUCGCACCCCAACGAUCCUGAAGGAUCUCCUGACGAACCUGAAAAACACGUCUCAAGUCGUAGAUCUCUGCUUCGCUGUCGUCGAAGCCACGACCUCUGGACGAAUCUCUUCCAAAGAAUUGGAAUAUUCCGCGAUCGACAAGAUCCGCAAUCAUCUGAUCAGACACCCGCGAUCUGCUUCGCCACUUGAAGACGAGAACUUGUUGAAGUGGCAUGAGAAGUCCUCGAAGUUCUCGAUUAUAAUCGCUCACUUUAUCAUCUACCAGUUGAAUACAUCGUCGAGAGCUGGAAAGUUGAUCGCGGCUAACACCAGCCCCCUCUGGCGGUCAAUUCAAGCCCUGAUGCUCCAAAAGAUCGAGACGAAAGAGCUUCCAGAGCUCAGGAAAUGCUUGGAGAUCGGGAGGACCAUAUCCUUGUGGAUGAUGAGCAAGAAGAUUCGUGGAAAGCUAUUCGACGACUCUGAAGCGUUGAUGGCGAGCCUCAGGGGCCUUCUGGAGAACUCCCAGGACUCCAUGGAAAUUGAGUUAAGUUACUUGUGCCUGAUGGAGCUGAUGAUGAUCGGGGAGUUUCCAAAGGCCGAAGUCCAGAAGAUCCUCCUCCUCCCCUGGUUUCCAGACAAGUCUUCCAGUAACUUGGACCUCUCAAGAAGACUCUCAACGUCUCUCAAGACCCUGACCAUGGAGACGAAGCUCAAAUGUCUCGAGACGAUCUGCGAGUUUGGAAAGGGAAGGGUCAGAAUCAAGUACCUGAGCACCUGCGUUUCCAAUAAUGACUCGGAGUUAUCGGUGUCAGCAGUUCGGAACUCAGUUCUACUGCUGACCGAUCCCGAGGCGUCCUUCAAUGACAUAAACCUUCAUGUCCUGAGGCCCGCGGUCGUGGGUCAGAGAGUAGCCCUGCAGGAGGCAGUGGCCAGGGUCCUGGGGGACAUAAUCUGCCUCCUGUCUGGGAAAGCCCAGUUGAUCCGACCCGAAUGGGACUCGUUGACCUGGAGCAUCAACUGCAACGUCUGUGUCAAGCACUUCGAACAUUCCUCAGGACUCAGCGAUAAAUUCCCCAUCGACGAAUCCAUAUUCACGUCCUACUUCUCCCUCUUUUCUUCCAACGUCUUGAGUGUUCGUAGAGCGAUGAGCAAGAAUCUCGUUAAACUCUCGAACCAUCUCCAGAGCUUCAGCUCAAAUGCCGUCUGCAAGACUUGGCUAGCUCUUAUCAAUGAUCCAGACGUGGAGAUAAGAAGCAACCUUUCGAAUUCGAUUGCGAAACUAGCGCGGAACAAAUUGAAGUCGAUUUUUGGUGGUCGUAAAUCGAUUCAGGAUGACACCCCCAAGGACCUGAAGGACUUCGUCGAGCUGGUGAUCGAUCACCUCGGGGACGGGUUGACAGUGGCUUUAGAGAGGCCCAACGAACCCCUCCAGAUGUCCCUCGUCAACACCGCGAAGGAGUUCGCGAGGGCUGAGAUCUACUCCGCGGAACGGAGGAUCUGCGCCAUCUUCAUCAUCACGAUCAUGCAUCCGGAGUCUUCGUACACCGCGAUGGCGUCCGCAACGGUUGCUUACAAGGAGGUCGCGGGCUAUUGCAAACUGACCCCUUACAAGCUCUUCCUGAGGUACCGUAAGGACUUCGUUGAACUGAUGACGCAGUUGCUGGCGAACAACUUCGUCGAGAAGUCUCACAGUGUCGCGAUGUCUCUCAGCAAGAUUGUUCACUGUAUCGGGUACUCCGGGGCCCGAGAGUUCAUGAGGAAGGCAGGGAGUCUAGUUGUGAGCCACUUGGUCCCGAUGGUGAUCAAAGUCCCGAGGGUCAGAGACAUGUUCAAAGAAAUCGCCGAUCUUCUGGCGCUUGAGGAACGCGAAAUGUUCGUCGAGUACUUUCAGCAGAUCUGCCCUCAUUUCUUCCUCAAUGAGACCCCGGAGGUGGGUAGUGAGUGCCUCGAUCUCGUCUCCAAACUCGCGAGAGUUUCGGCUAGAGACUUGAUGAAGAUCUCCUUCAUCGGAAUCUUUCGAAAGCUUCUCCUCCACUUUCACGAUAAGAUGGAGCGGGUCUUGAUUUGUCUUGAAGUCAUCUCCGAGUUUGAUGCCGAUCAUAAAGGUAACUUCGAGACAAAUCAGAGUAUCGCCAACUACCUGAAGCCUCAUCUUCACGCGGUUCUAGUCAAGUUUGAUACUAAUUUGGGACCUAUGAGCGAUGAGGGGACUCAGAAGUCUGCGCUGGGUUCGCUCGGGGCUCUGAUGAAGUUCAUGGGGGCUACACAUUUGAGCCCCCUCAGGUACAAGAUCCUGACGACUUUGAGGACAUGUCUGAACCUCACCAGGCCGGGGUUCAAGAAGUUGUCUUGUUACGCGUGGGAUUGCUUCCUCCGGAAUGUUUCUUUGGAGGAUCUAGGGCCCCUGCUACCCACUAUUUGCGUCUCCAUGGUUCCGUUACUCGACUCUUGCCCCCAGGAGGCCAACGCCAUGAUGGAAUUCCUCUUGAUAGACAACAACGAAGCCUUGCAAUCUCACAUAUCUGAACUCUUCUUCAUCGAUGAUCUCAAAGUCAACAAGAGGAUCUCGUCAGUUGUCGCUAAUCAGGUCGCGAGGUCGACGCCGAGGGACCCCGAGGCCGGGCUGAAGAUCUGGAUUCGAAGGAUCAAACACGAGACCGAUGAGGUGCGAUCCAAGGCACUGAGUCACCUGAAGAAAUUCCUCGAGGUUCACAGGAGUCACUUGAACGACAUGAUCCUCUCCAACACCGACGUUCAUCCUCUAGUGGUGGAUUUGCUAGACUCUUUGCUCGCAGGAUGCCAAGAUAAGGACGAGAGCAUCAGGUUGAAAUGUGGCGAGUGUCUUGGGCAGCUCGGGGCAGUCGAACCGAGUCUUCUUCCUCGAAGAAUCGUCUCCAAGGACGACUCCAAGUUCAUCCCGGAGAUGAACGAGGAUUUCGCGCUCGAGGUCCUCCAGGAACUCGUGAGAGCCCUGCAGAUGGAGAAGAUCACUCAGAACGUCGACUGCUUCUCCCUCGCAAUCCAGGAGAUCCUCAAGACCUUCGAGAUCUCUCCGACCGGUUCCAACUCGAGAAUCUGGAAUUCCUUGUCUCCAACGACUCAAGAGAGAAUUCUCCCCCUUUUGAACUCGAGAUACAAACACACAGCGACGGAUCCUGACACUGUAGAAUCCCCGGUGUACGGGUCCUCCGCAGGGUCGACCUUCGAGAAGUGGCUGUACAACUGGACCUGCUCAAUGAUCCUCACAAUAAAAGAUCCAAAGCUCUUCUCAGUCCUGAGUGCCUGUCAACCUGCGUUACGAAGGGACUCUCGCACCACGAUGUUCUGCAUCCCCCACAUCUUCACCCACAUCAUCAUGAAGGGUUCUGACACCGACAGAAAUCGUUUGCUCACCGAGAUUUUCGCGGUGAUCAAAUCUGGGGAUCAAACUCUCGAUCAAGAGCUGGUGAUCCGUCGUCCCCUGAGACGAGAGACCAACGACAAGAAGAGCGACACCAGAGUGUCCGACGAAGCGAGAAGGAUCAGGUGCUCUCAGGUGGUGUUUUCCACGCUGGACCACGUGAUGAGGUGGCUGGGAGAGAAGCGGAGGGAAAAAGACCAGAAGUACCUCCUCAUGCAGAGAUUCGUUGAUCAGUUAGAUAGCUUUGUACUGGCUGAGGCCUGCUACAAGUCACACGAGUACCAUCGAGCCCUGAUGUACCUCGAGAGACACAUGACGUCGAAGAACAAAGGAUUGUCAGAUCAGACGGAAAGUGGUUUGCUUGCGAAGAUCUACACGCAGUUGGAGGAGCCUGACGGAGUAUCAGGGAUUCUCGCCACUCAGGACCAGUCACCGACCCUUCAGCAACUGGUGGUGGCCCAUGAGGUCACUGGACAGCUUCAGGACGCAGCCAUCUGCUACGAGAAACUGGCACAACGUCUCGUGUCCCCCAAGUUCAUCCAAGGCAUGAUUCAUUGCUACUUGGGAUUGGACCAGCCGUUCACCGCGAUGAAGUUCACUGAAGGCGUUCUAGGCUCCAGCCCCGAGCUGGAGCCCCUGAUGGUGGAACAUGAGCCAUUCUGGAGACUAGCCAAUUUCGUACAGCUGAACGAUGACAAGAACUCUGUCAAGAGGGAUCUGCUGGAGGAUUUGAAGAGGGGCGUCCAGCCUGACCUCCAAGGCAUCAAGAAACGACUGGUCACUCUGCUGGGAGCCACAUCUCAUCGGGUCUCCUACCUCCAACAGAGCUACCCCUACAUCAUGAAACUCCACAUCCUCAACGAGUUCGAGAAAGCGACUGACCUAAUGUUGAAGAACGUCGAGAGCCUUCCUAUAAUCCUAAAGGAGUGGGAGCAAAGGGAACAGCUGAUCAGAGCUUCAAGAGGUGUGGAAUCAGUGCUCGGAAUGAGGCGAGCAACCCUCGACCUCUUUGUCCAGCUGACAGAGUCAAACCAGCUGACAACCGACGUCUCCAAUCUGAAGCAGGAAAUCGGGAAGAUCUGGCUGAAGAGUGCGAAGAUAGCGAGAAAGUCUGGUCUCUAUCAGCAAGCGUACAUGUACAUCCUGUCAGCUUCAGAUUUCUGUCCUCCACAGGAACUGAACAUUGAGCUGGCCCAAUUGUACUGGCAGAGGAACUCCCAAGAGGACGCGCUGAUCACCCUGAAGCGAUCGUUCACUAAUUGCUUUCAAUCUCUAGAUUAUUACCAAAAGCUCCAGCUCCACACGUGUCCCCCGGACCGCAAGAACUUUGCAAAAGCCAAAUUGCUAUUCGCGAGAUACAACGAGGAGACAUUGAACGUCGAUAAGACGACGAAUAUGAAGUACUACGAGGAGUCGUACAGCGCUUGGAAGUCGUGGGGCAAGAGCUCUUUGGCGCUUGCUCAGUAUCAGGAGUCAUUCAUCGAAGCACAAGCAGGACAACCAAACGGGAGCCUCCUGGGUAAAAUCAUCAAUUACUACGGGAGAUCGCUUCAAUUCAGCUGCAAGUACGUUCACCAAUCCAUGCCGAGGAUGCUGACCAUCUGGAUGGACUUCGCGGAGAAGGUCCACACAUCGGAGAGGCCUCAGAAGGAACAAGUGGAGAUGGUGGAGAAGAUGACGAAGAUCAUCGACGCCUACUGCACGAGACUGCCGACGUACGUGUGGCUGACAGCACUCAGUCAACUUAUCUCGAGGAUCUCCCAUCCCUCCAAGGACGUGCAGGAGCAGCUGAUCAAGAUCCUGGUAAAGCUGAUGGCAGCUCAUCCUCAGUACUGCAUGUGGAUGAUGGCGUGUGUCUUGAACUCGAAGAAGUCACCGUUGACGAGUGUCUUGGGAUCGGACAAGCGUCCUCUGAGCUUCAAGGAUCGAAUCUGGAAUCACAAGAGUCUGCAGGAGCCCACGAUCAAGAAGAUCAUGACGUCUUUCAGGCUCCUGUGGGAGAAGCUCAUUGAAUUCACAGCCUUCAGGAUCGAGGGCGGGGUCUCGAGGACCAAAGUGUCCAUCCUCUGUAAAGACUUGCCGAAAUUGCUGAAGAAUCCGAGCUUUGGGUCGAUUAUGAUGCCGACGACUCAGUUCUUCAGGCUCUCGUUGCCGGCAGAUGGAGCCCUGCCGGAUGGAUACGAUCCCCUCAGCAAUGAUCGAAUAUCCAUCGUGGGGAUCGAAGAAGAGGUUACUGUCAUGACGUCUGCGCAGAAGCCGAAGAAAAUCAUGCUGCGGGGGUCUGAUGGCAAGCGUUACAGCUUCAUGUGCAAGCCUGACGACGACCUUCGAAGGGACUUUCGCCUGAUGGAGUUCAACGGAAUCGUCAACAAGUACCUCCAGAAGGACCCGGAAUCCAGGCAGAGACGUCUCUAUAUCCGGACGUAUUCCGUGGUUCCUCUUCACGAGAAAUGCGGAAUUAUCGAGUGGGUCCAGAACCUUCUGCCGUUUCGUCAAGCUCUACUGGGGAUUUACAAGGAGAGAAAGUUGGGCAUGAGUGGCGAGGAGCUGCGGAGGCUUGCUCCACCUCUCAGGACAGACUUGGAAAUCAAGAGGAAGCUGUUCGUGGAGAAGCUGCUGCCCAGGCAUCCACCGGUCCUCGGGGACUGGUUCAGGCUGAUGUUCCCCGAUCCCUACGCGUGGUACGAGGCCAGGACUGCUUACAUCAGAACAACAGCUGUCAUGUCCAUGGUGGGGUAUGUGUUGGGGCUCGGCGACAGACAUGGCGAGAACAUUCUGUUUGAUUGCAAGUGUGGAGACACCGUUCAUGUGGACUUUAAUUGUCUCUUCAAUACAGGGGAGACACUGAAAGUUCCUGAGAAGGUGCCCUUCAGGCUAACUCAUAAUAUGGUGAGCGCCAUGGGGCCCCUCAAGUAUGAGGGCCCUUUCAGGAAGUCUUGUGAGACCACCAUGAGGGUCCUCAGGACCCAGGCCAGAACCCUCAACAGUGUGCUUAAGCCUUUUGUUUAUACGGAGAGGGUCACUACUGAUGCGGAAACUAAUGUCAGGAAUAUCGAACAGAGGCUGGCUGGGUUCGUCAAGCUGGUGGAUGAGAGCAUGGUUAAAUUGAGUGUUAAGGGCCAGGUGAAUCAUUUGAUUCUCGAUGCUACGAGCAUUGAUAAUCUUUGUCAGCUGUAUUAUGGGUGGGGGGCGCAGUUGUGAUGGCAAGGGAUUAUAGGUCAAGUCUCCGUAACUUAUGAUUCGAAAAAUUGGGAAUUGUUGGGGUUGGGAGGAAGCAGAAGGGUUUGAAGGCAUUUUUGGAUAGAGUUUACUCGAUGUGAUGGAGAUUACAAGAAAUAUGAGUUAGGGAGACUCAGGGGAAUUCCAUGGAAGUUGAACUGCACGUCGUCUUAAGAGCAUAACCAAUCAGAAUGACCGAUAAGAAAUGGCGGGAAAAUUUUGUCAUUUGAACUGUCACUGUCGUUUGAUUCUCGAUGCUACGAGCAUUGAUAAUCUUUGUCAGCUGUAUUAUGGGUGGGGGGCGCAGCUGUGAUGGCAAGGGAUUAUAGGUCAAGUCUCCGUAACUUAUGAUUCGAAAAAUUGGGAAUUGUUGGGGUUGGGAGGAAGCAGAAGGGUUUGAAGGCAUUUUUGGAUAGAGUUUACUCGAUGUGAUGGAGAUUACAAGAAAUAUGAGUUAGGGAGACUCAGGGGAAUUCCAUGGAAGUUGAACUGCACGUCGUCUUAAGAGCAUAACCAAUCAGAAUGACCGAUAAGAAAUGGCGGGAAAAUUUUGUCAUUUGAACUGUCACUGUCGUUUGAUUCUCGAUGCUACGAGCAUUGAUAAUCUUUGUCAGCUGUAUUAUGGGUGGGGGGCGCAGCUGUGAUGGCAAGGGAUUAUAGGUCAAGUCUCCGUAACUUAUGAUUCGAAAAAUUGGGAAUUGUUGGGGUUGGGAGGAAGCAGAAGGGUUUGAAGGCAUUUUUGGAUAGAGUUGACUCGAUGUGAUGGAGAUUACAAGAAAUAUGAGUUGGAGAGACUCAGGGGAAUUCCAUGGAAGUUGAACUGCACGUCGUCUUAAGAGCAUAACCAAUCAGAAUGACCGAUAAGAAAUGGCGGGAAAAUUUUGUCAUUUGAACUGUCACUGUCGUUUGAUUCUCGAUGCUACGAGCAUUGAUAAUCUUUGUCAGCUGUAUUAUGGGUGGGGGGCGCAGUUGUGAUGGCAAGGGAUUAUAGGUCAAGUCUCCGUAACUUAUGAUUCGAAAAAUUGGGAAUUGUUGGGGUUGGGAGGAAGCAGAAGGGUUUGAAGGCAUUUUUGGAUAGAGUUGACUCGAUGUGAUGGAGAUCAGAAGAAAUAUGAGUUAGGGAGACUCAGGGGAAUUCCAUGGAAGUUGACCUGCACGUCGUCUUAAGAGCAUAACCAAUCAGAAUGACCGAUAAGAAAUGGCGGGAAAAUUUUGUCAUUUGAACUGUCACUGUCGUUUGAUUCUCGAUGCUACGAGCAUUGAUAAUCUUUGUCAGCUGUAUUAUGGGUGGGGGGCGCAGUUGUGAUGGCAAGGGAUUAUAGGUCAAGUCUCCGUAACUUAUGAUUCGAAAAAUUGGGAAUUGUUGGGGUUGGGAGGAAGCAGAAGGGUUUGAAGGCACUUUUGGACAGAGUUGACUCGACAUGAAGAUCAGAAGAAAAAUGAGUUAGAGAGACUCAGGGGGAAGUCCAUGGACUUAGUCUGCAUGGUGUCUCAACAGUAUAACCAAUCAGAAUGGAGGAUUUAGAAACGGCGGGAAAAUUUCCGGAUUUGAAAUACCAAAGGGCGAAUGAAUAUUCUUACUGAAUAACGUGAGGUGUACAACUAGUGCAGAGCAAUAAACAGAUCCUUAUCAGUCAGAAUUAUAUUUUUCCACUCAUGUUAAUUUUCAGAGAAGCUACGGAGGAGCAUAAAAUAAGAGAGAGAUGAACUCAGGAUCUAAAAAUAAAUGAUUAAUCCAUAAGUUUGUAAUUUUCUGUAAGGUGUAAAUAAACUUUUGUAUUUUUGAA
Diachasma alloeum is the source of this 9268-nucleotide messenger RNA. RefSeq names its product serine/threonine-protein kinase atr. Gene Ontology annotation, biological process: telomere maintenance; DNA damage checkpoint signaling; protein phosphorylation. NCBI's taxonomy places the organism in Eukaryota, Metazoa, Arthropoda, Insecta, Hymenoptera, Braconidae. Gene Ontology annotation, cellular component: nucleus. The transcript has 2 exons. The record is from RefSeq and is a predicted model, not a curated record. The coding region runs from base 66 to 7463 and encodes 2465 amino acids. Gene Ontology annotation, molecular function: protein serine/threonine kinase activity; protein binding.